Messenger RNA from Miscanthus lutarioriparius, 1689 nucleotides. NCBI's taxonomy places the organism in Eukaryota, Viridiplantae, Streptophyta, Magnoliopsida, Poales, Poaceae. The record is from the annotation of a GenBank genome assembly.
AUGCUGCCACCUUGCUUGGCAGCAUCAGCAUUACCCUUAGACGAGGUGGUCACUGAGAUAGAGCAGCUCAAGGUUAGGGUUGAGGACUUGAGCCGAAGGAACUCACGCUACAGCCUCAUCAGCGACUCUGGAUCCAAGCCCAUCAUGCAGCAACAGACGGCACCCAACACUGCUUUUGGCACAAUGGUGCUUGGCAUUCUGGUUGAGGCGAGGGACACCGCAAAAAAGCAGCAAGGUUUAGGAGACCUCACCCAGCUACUCACAAAGGAACAAACUGACCUUGGGGUAAUCUCAGUGUGGGGAACAGGCAGUGAACUUGGUACAACAUCCAUCAUCAGAAAGGCGUACCAGGACCCAGAACUCUGUCGAAAAUUUGAAUGUUGUGGCUGGGUGAAGCUUACACAACCUUUCAAUCCCCACGAGUUCCUCUGCAGUAUGAGGAUUGAGGUAAUGGCGACAAUGGAAGGCGGACUCAUUGAGGCAUUUAUGGACAAAGUAAAUGAGAACAGAUACCUAGUCGUCCUGGAAAAUAUGUCCACAAUUGGAUAUUGGGACACCAUCAGGACUUACCUGCCAGACAGGAAGAAUGGCAGUUGGGUCAUUGUAUCCAAGCAGCAGUGUGAAAUUGCAAGCUUGUGCAUUGGGCAUUUAUACCAAGUAUGGGAGGGUUUGCAAGGUGAUGGUGAUAAAAGCAUGGAAUCUGAUAGAGUGGUAGACAACAGCAAUGAAAUAUCAAUGCAGGUUGAUGCAACCCACGGUACUGGCCUGUCCUACUACAGAAUUCCAGCAUCUAAACGGAAGGCCGCCUCAGAUUGGGUGAAGAAUUUUCAACUUGUUGAACGCAAGUCAGAAAUGAACCAACUUGGUAACUAUAUUGCUAAGGCAUAUGUCAAUGGUUUGCAAAUGAUGUCUGUCUGGGGGAUUGCCGGUGUUGGGAAAUCAGCCCUCGUUAGGACCAUGUACUUUGACAAGUAUGGUUGGGUCGAUGUAACCUACCCAUUCAAUUUAAGGGACUUCUCCCGGAGUUUGCUUUUGGAUUUUUAUUCAGACCCUGUUCAAGACAUGGGAAUCAGAGACCCUACUCAAGAGUGUCAUAAGAUUAUAGAGGAUAACCGGUGCCUUGUUAUUGAUGAUCUGCAGUCCAUGGAAGAAUGGGACUUAAUACAAGCUGCCUUGUUGUCUAGACCUUCUAGAAACAAUGAAGGGGUCAUAUUUAAUGUCAAAGGUCUAGAAGACAAAGCAGCCCUCAAGCUCUUCAAAAAGCAGGUACAAAGGCAAAAACCAUCAUCUCCUAUAAAGGACUCCAAAGAUGAAGAGCUACAAGAACUUAUUUUGAAGUGCGGCAGUCUUCCCAAAGUGGGGGUUAAACCAAUGAGCUUGAUGGGCUAUGGCCCAGUGUUUGGAGAAUGGAGGUCAUUCUUCAUCUCUGAUAGGAUGAGGUUACUUCGGGUUCUGGAUCUUGAGGAUGCAUCUGGUUUAAAAGAUGAAGACCUCAAACAAAUGAUGAAGCUGCUUUGCCGCCUCAAGUAUCUUUCCCUACGAGGAUGCACUGAGAUCUCUAGGCUGCCGAAUUCAUUGGGUUGUUUGAGGCAGCUUGAGACUCUGGAAGCCCAUCCACACUACAUCACACACCAACAAGAAGGACAUCACAUCCAAAUGCUUGUUACCAAUCAUUGGGAAUUGGGCUGA